GGGAAGACCACAGAGAAGCUCGGCUUCUCGAUAGGCGCGCAGGUGGUUUGCCACCCCGAGGCCGGGUGGGAGCCAGGGGUCGUGGUCGACCACUGGUAUCCAGCUGAGGGGUUCAGGCCGAGCUUCCGCGCCCCCUACCAGGUGCAGCUGGACGACGAGGACGGCACCUUGAUUCGUCUCGCUACGCAGGGUGCACAUCCGGAGCACGUGCACGCUGGUCGUUGA
This is a messenger RNA of Prorocentrum cordatum, 225 nucleotides long. Lineage: Eukaryota; Dinophyceae; Prorocentrales; Prorocentraceae. The record is from the annotation of a GenBank genome assembly.